Messenger RNA from Polyodon spathula (Mississippi paddlefish), 1899 nucleotides. RefSeq names its product bactericidal permeability-increasing protein-like. Gene Ontology annotation, molecular function: lipid binding. Lineage: Eukaryota; Metazoa; Chordata; Actinopteri; Acipenseriformes; Polyodontidae. The transcript is spliced from 16 exons. Bases 133 to 1638 code for a protein of 501 amino acids. The record is from RefSeq and is a predicted model, not a curated record.
CCUCAACCAGAACUAAACUUCACUGUAAAAUAGCACUUAUUACAAGGACUACUUCUGCGAUUUCUACAGACAAGAUAUUGACGGUGGAAGAUACCUGGAGGAGAGUCUGAACAUAACCCUGUUGAUAUUUGAAUGCACCUGUGCUGUGAGGUCAUAAUGUUCCCUUGGUGGCUCUUGGGUUUCCUAGCCCUCUGCCCUGCGUCGCUCUGCACAAACCCUGGUAUCACUGGGAGGAUCACACAGAAUGGACUGGAGUAUGGGAGGCAGAUAGGCAUGGCUGUUCUGCAGCAAAAGCUGAAGUCCAUUAAAAUCCCUGACAUGUCGGGUAAGGAAAAAGUGUCACCAAUCGGCAAGGUGCAGUACAGCUUGACACAGAUGCAGAUUGUAAGUGUCAGUCUUCCCCAGUCUGCAGUCGGGUUAUCUCCAGGCACUGGGCUUGUCUUAUCCAUAGGCAAUGCCUACAUUAGCAUCAAGGGGAACUGGCAUGUGAAAUAUCUGAGGGUCGUUAAAGAUCACGGCUCCUUCGAUCUGUCAGUUAGUGGCCUGACAAUUUCGGAAGGUAUUGGAGUGUCCCGUGAUGAGACGGGACGUCCCACAGUGUCGAGUGCCAGCUGCUCUACCAGCAUUGGGGGAGUGAAAAUCAAGUUCCAUGGCGGGGCAAGCUGGCUGUACAACCUGUUCUCGAAGUUCAUUGAGAAAGCCCUUCGGAAAGAGCUCAGUGACAAGAUUUGUCCCUUGGUCUCUGAAGCUAUCAGUGGACUUAAUCCCCAUCUGAAAACCUUAAAUGUGCUGGCGAAGGUUGAUCGGUACACGGAGGUUGAAUAUUCCUUGGUUUCUCCCCCUGUGAUCACAAAGAACUACAUUGACUUGGACUUGAAGGGUGAGUUCUAUAGCAUCGGGCAGCACCGUGAACCCCCCUUCACCGCGCCCCCGUUCUCCCUCCCCGAGCAGGCCAGCAGGAUGCUGUACAUCGGGGUGUCUGAGUUCACUCUGAAUUCUGCUGGCUUUGUAUACUACAGCGCCGGAGCGCUCCACAUCAAUGUUACAGAUGACAUGAUUCCAAAAUCAUCCCCUCUUAGACUGAACACCCAAACAUUUGGAGUUUUCAUCCCUCAGAUUGCGCAAUCCUACCCUAACAUGUCAAUGAAGCUCAUCGUACAAGCCACCAAACAGCCACAUGUAACCAUGCAGCCAGGCAACAUCACAAUUGAGGUGGUGGGAUCCAUCUCUGCCUACGUCAUCAAACCUGACUCCACCCUUGCGCCCCUCUUCAUUCUCGAUAUGGAAGCCAGCGCCAGUGCCAACUUGCUUAUUUCAGGGAAGAAACUGGUUGGAUCUGUAACUCUGAAUGGAGUGGUCCUGUCCUUGCAGAAGAGCUACGUGGGGCCUUUCCAGAUUCGUUCUCUGCAGACUGUGCUUCAGCUGGCUUUGAAAUCUGCAGUGCUACCCAAGGUUAAUGAGCUCCUGAAAGAAGGCUUCCCUCUCCCCACCAUUGACAAGAUGAACCUCGUUAAUGCUCAGAUCCAGAUUCUCAAGGACUAUGUACUGAUCGGGACAGAUGUUAACUUCACAGGAGGUCCAGCCAAGGCCAGGUAUCUCAGCUCAGUCUACUACCACUGGUACACUUCUCUUACCUGAGCGUCCUGCACAGUAAUCUUAAAAAAGAUAUUAAUAUAACAUAAAAAAGAAAUCUAGCAAAAAAGUUGUUUUACUUUAUUUUAAGUGCCAUUAUUACAAUUGCAUUACACUUUAAAUGCACAGGAUGAUGCAUAGCAAACAAUAUUAAACAAACAUUGUCUAACGUGCUAGGUUUGUACCAUUUUUGUAAAACAAAACUUGCAAGGCUCAACAACUUAGGUGCACAUAGGUAUUUACAUGCCUGAGGUAUUCUUUUCAAGC